Dromaius novaehollandiae (emu) is the source of this 12535-nucleotide messenger RNA. RefSeq names its product synaptic vesicle glycoprotein 2C. Gene Ontology annotation, cellular component: synaptic vesicle membrane. The record is from RefSeq and is a predicted model, not a curated record. Gene Ontology annotation, molecular function: transmembrane transporter activity. The transcript has 13 exons. The coding region runs from base 345 to 2528 and encodes 727 amino acids. NCBI's taxonomy places the organism in Eukaryota, Metazoa, Chordata, Aves, Casuariiformes, Dromaiidae. Gene Ontology annotation, biological process: transmembrane transport; chemical synaptic transmission.
GCAGAGGCAGAGAGGACUGCGACGUGGAGCCCACACAGCCACUUCGUUCCGCCCCUCCUCUGGUCUGUCACGCUCGGCGACUCCUCCGGGAGCAUCCUCGCUCCCUCCCGCCCCGCAGCACCGCGCCGAGGCAGCAGGCAGCGGCCGGCAGCCGGGAGCGCCCCGCAGCCCGGCGGCCGCCGCUCUCCCCGGGCUGGCCCCACCGCGCCGGCCCGGCCCCGCCGGUGCUGUGUUAGAGCUUCAUAUGUUCUUGGGCUUUUAGUAUUGAUGUCCUAUACAAAGUAGGUAUUCCAAGCAGUAUUUGGCAGGUCUGUCUGCAGUAGGACAGCAAUCUUUGAUUCAAGAUGGAAGAAACAUACAGAGAUAGGACUUCACUAGUGAAAGGGGCAAAAGAUAUUGCCAAAGAGGUGAAGAGACAAGCUGUCAAAAAAGUGAAUAAAGCUGUUGACAAGGCUCAGGAUGGCUACACCCAGAGGUCCUACAACCGAUUCCAGGAUGAGGAAGAUGAUGAUGAUUACUAUGUCCAAGGAGGAAAUUAUGGUGUAGAAGCUAAUGAUGAUGAAGGAUCAAGUGAAGCAACUGAAGGACAUGAUGAAGAUGAUGAAAUUUAUGAAGGGGAAUAUCAAGGAAUCCCCAACAUGGGGCAGGGUAAGGAUGGCAUGGUGGCCUUAGGGCAGGCUAUGCGUGAUGAAUAUAAGGAUCGUCAUGAACUGGAAACAGAGAGGAAAGCUGAUGAAGAAGAGCUAGCACAGCAGUAUGAACUGAUAAUUCAAGAAUGUGGCCAUGGUCGUUUCCAGUGGGCCCUCUUCUUUGUUUUGGGAAUGGCCCUAAUGGCUGAUGGAGUUGAAGUUUUUGUGGUUGGAUUUGUGUUGCCCAGUGCUGAGACAGAUAUGUGUAUACCCAAUUCUGGAUCAGGAUGGCUUGGUAGCAUAGUGUACCUUGGGAUGAUGGUGGGGGCAUUCUUCUGGGGAGGCUUGGCAGACAAGGUGGGAAGGAGACAGUCACUCCUGAUAUGCAUGUCUGUCAAUGGAUUCUUUGCCUUCCUUUCAUCAUUUGUCCAGGGCUAUGGCUUCUUCCUCUUCUGUCGCUUGUUUUCUGGAUUUGGGAUUGGUGGAGCUGUUCCAACAGUCUUCUCCUAUUUUUCGGAAGUGCUUGCUCGGGAGAAACGAGGUGAACACUUGAGUUGGCUCUGUAUGUUUUGGAUGAUUGGCGGUAUCUAUGCCUCUGCAAUGGCUUGGGCAAUAAUUCCUCAUUAUGGCUGGAGUUUCAGCAUGGGCUCGGCCUAUCAGUUCCACAGCUGGCGAGUAUUUGUGAUCGUCUGUGCGCUGCCCUGUGUCUCUUCUGUAGUAGCCCUCACCUUCAUGCCAGAAAGUCCUCGGUUCUUGCUGGAGGUUGGUAAGCAUGAUGAAGCCUGGAUGAUACUCAAGCAAAUCCAUGACACAAACAUGCGUGCUCGCGGACAGCCUGAAAAAGUUUUCACAGUUAACAGAAUCAAAACUCCAAAACAGAUAGACGAGCUCAUAGAAAUUGAGAGUGAUACAGGAACGUGGUACAGGAGGUGUUUUGUUAGAAUUCGCACAGAGCUAUAUGGCAUUUGGUUGACAUUUAUGAGGUGUUUCAACUACCCGGUGAAGGAUAAUACGAUCAAACUUACAGCUGUAUGGUUCACCCUGUCUUUCGGCUACUACGGCUUGUCUGUUUGGUUUCCUGAUGUCAUUAAACAUCUGCAGUCAGAUGAGUAUGCAUCCCGAGUCAAAUAUUUUCGCAAUGAGGAGGUCUCAAAUUUUGUCUUCAACUUCACAUUGGAAAAUCAGAUUCACAGCAAUGGAGAAUACAUCAAUGACAGGUUUAUUAUGAUGAAGUUUAAAUCAGUAACCUUUGAAGAUUCCCUUUUUAAGAACUGUGUGUUUGAUGACAUUACUUCACUGAACACGUACUUCAGGAACUGUACUUUUGUGAAUACCACCUUCUACAACACAGAUCUCGAGCAAUAUAAAUUUGUUGACAGUGAAUUUAUAAAUUGCACAUUUUUCCACAUCAGGACAGGAUGCCAGAUCUCUUUCGAUGAUGACUAUAGUGCCUACUGGAUUUACUUUGUUAACUUCCUGGGAACGUUGGCAGUGUUGCCCGGAAACAUUGUGUCUGCUCUUCUGAUGGAUAGAAUUGGACGUUUGACAAUGCUAGGUGGUUCCAUGGUUCUUUCUGGCAUAAGCUGCUUUUUCCUGUGGUUUGGGACCAGUGAAUCCAUGAUGAUAGGUAUGCUUUGCCUCUACAAUGGUCUCACCAUCUCAGCGUGGAACUCCCUUGAUGUCAUUACUGUGGAACUGUAUCCUACAGACAGAAGGGCAACAGGCUUUGGCUUUUUGAAUGCACUAUGCAAAGCAGCAGCUGUACUUGGAAACUUAAUAUUUGGUUCCCUUGUUGGUAUAACCAAAGCAAUCCCUAUUCUCCUUGCUUCUACGGUUCUAGUAUGUGGAGGUCUGGUAGGACUUCGGCUUCCUGACACAAGAACCCAGGUGUUGAUGUAACUGGAAAAAGCCAUUUUAUUAUUUAUUUCCUUCUUUGUACAAAUGUCAACUCUCCUGACUGGCGGUGCAAAGGCUUCAGAUUCUCAACACUUAGCAGGGUGCUCAGAUGGCAAAAAUCAAACACAAAACAAGAUACUAUGGAGUGGCAGAGAUUUAGAAACCUCCAUCUGAAAGUUUUAAAUUUCUUAUUUUUGUUUGCAUACUUCGCUAUUUAAAACAACUUAACUUCAAACUGCAAAGCUACCUCUUAAAACAUUUUCAGAGUUAUGUCCAGGAAGGUAAAAACCAUACCAUAAUUAGAUAUUUAAAAUAUUUAAAAAUCAGUCAUUAUUUAAAUAUACAUACUAAAUUUGGCCAUGGCAUUGUGAGCUUUUGUAAAAAUACAGACCUGCAAGUCAAUUACUUACCAGUACUGGUGCAGAAAAAGCUAAUCUUACAUGUAUCAAUGUAUGCAGCAUUAUCAGGAAACUGUAUUGCCUGCAUCAGUAUUGAGUGGCUAUAUUUAAAUGGUGGAAACUUCCUGCAUUCUCAGAAAGAGGCAUAGGCAGGCUUUAGCAGCGGCGGUGCCUCUUUCUUGGGAAACCAUUUUAUGUAGAUUUGAUCUGGAGUAAAGAUUAUUAACUGUACCCCAUAUUUGCUGAGGAGGGGGUAACAACUACUACAAGGAAGAACAGAGCUCAUAAAGGUGCACAAAAAAGAGAAUAAUAAAAUAAACACUUUCACUUUUUGCCACUGGUCCUCUAGAAAUUGUUUGUUUUCUACGUGCUUGUGGGCAUCUGCAAUAUUUUUGUCAUUUUUAAAACAGUGAAUUUGUCUUUCUCCAUAAGUGAAUCUAUGAAAACCAAUAUCUAUGUAAUUGUAAGUAUGAAUAAAGGGAGAAUCAGGCCAGUGAAUUAUAUGAAAAGUAAGAUACUUUCAGAAAAGUGCUUUUACUAUUUAACCUUUUAAUUUGUAUUUCUUUGUCAUAGAAUGGUUAUAAAAAUAAGUGCUAAUAGAGUGCCACCUACUUAAUGUAGUUAGGUGAAAACUUCAAUAUAUAGUAUAAUUUAAUUAAACACUCUCAAAACAAAUGUAUUGGGUUUUUUUGAAAACAGUGGCAAAACAAAGAAAAGCAAUAAUACAAACACCUUAAUAAUUUUCUCACUUUAUACACUCUGUCACAUAAUCAUUUACUCAGCUGAUUUGUAAUAGUUCUGGAGAUACCUCGCCAUUUAACACUUUCAUACAUCUCUCAAGAAGGCUAUUAAGAAAGAGGCCAUGCUAGGGCUGUGGGGAGUGGUAAUGCAUACAUUCCUUCCAAGCCAUACAACAUGGACUGUGUUCUGGAUUAUAACAAAUCGUUCCCUACUAGUCCUGCUUCCUUAUGAAAGACUACUGGAUCACUUUAAAAUGUUAGCAUUAAAAAUUAAAUAAAGAUACUUCUAUAAAAUUAGCAGAAAGAAGGGGCAGAUCCUCUGAUGACAGAAACUGUCACUGCUUUCAGUGGAGCUAAAAAAAUUUGUAUCAGCUGAUGAACCAUCUGCAGUUUCAAGUUUCAACAAACAAAUCUGAUAUACAUAAAGGAAAAUUUAUCAGUAUUUUUUCAAAUUAUGUCUGACAGCUUUUGUCAGGUGGCUGAAUCAUUGCCAAAGAAAUUAGCCUUUCAGAUAAGGUCAUCAUAUAGUAACAUAUAUUUUGCAUGAAUUUUUUUCUGUCUCAUAUAUGAUGAUUACUUACUAUUAGGCAGUAAUAUCUAGUACUGCCUUCUGUGUGAGUCAUCAUCACAGUCUUACUAGAAGAGUCAGAAAAAGACAGUCCACAAAAGAAGACCAUUCAUUAUAUUUGAAGUUCACUAUUUUUAUUUACUGAAUCUAGAAGUUAAAUUUCAGUUAUGAACAAAUGCCUGUGCUAAAUAGUAGCAUCAAAAUAUUAGCCAAGAAUGUGUUUUUCUGCUAUUAACAAAUGAGAAAAGUAGUUAAAUUAAAAAGCACGAGUACUCAAAAUUUGUGGGCAUUUUUUCAUGUUGAUAAUUUAAAUAUUGUAUAGUAAGAAACAAAGUUUAGAAAGUAUGCUUAUUUUACAAUAUAUAGUCCAAAUUUUUGAGAUAAGAUAUUUUAAAUAUAAAUCUGAUUUAUGCAUGUCUUUUAAAUUUCCCAACUGUGUUUAAAAGAAAAAGAGAGGAAGAAUUAUUUUUCACCAAGUUCCAAGUUAAGAACAAAAUGCCAUACUUAGUUUUGCAUGUAUGGCUUUUGUCUGCUUGUCACAGUCCUAGUAUUAUUUCAAGGCUGUUUUACCCAAUGAGCAUUAUAUUUGACUUUGGCCCUGCUUCUCUGUGCCGUUCAUUAGUAGUAUGUGUCCACCUCUUUGUACUUACUGCACAUCUUAUUUUGAAAUCUGAAGCCUCUGCACGUGUUUGGAGUCAACAUCAACGCAAUGGAAAAUUACAUUGUCAUGCUAUGCACUGUCCACUUGAAGUAGUAUAUUCUGUCCAUCUCUGUAUGUAAUACUGAGGAACAGCCAGAUCCAAUACAUCAUGCCAUCUGACCAGUGUGGAGGUGAUGGGGCACAGGAAAAAAAGGUUCAACUUUUGAGGGCUCCACUUCAAGACUAAUAUGCUAAAAUCUUCUUACAUGUAAAAUUAUGCUGAUUUCAAUAUUGGUUCUUAUACUAAAUCCUGGCCACAUCAUAAGUAUGUGAUUAAGUCUGGAUAUAGUGAAGCUAGCAGCAUGAGAGCCUGUGCUUGGAAUAUAGCAGCAGCGGGGAGCAGUAAAGACAAACAAAAUGCUGAACAUCAUGGACCUUGCAUGGUCCAGGAUUAGAGCAAAUGCUCUAAGACAGGAGAAGGAAAAAAGGAAGAAAGGAGAAUAGCAGGUAGGAGAGGAGAGGAAAGGUAAACAGAAGAGAAGAACAAAGAUUAAAAAAUCCCUGUACAUUGCCAACACAUUAAGCAAAACCUAAGGCUAGAAUUUCCCCUAACUGGUGAGCCAGUUGGCUAAACAGAUUUGAGCUAGUGCGCAAGCCAGUAUGAAAGCUGUUUGGACAAUCAAGUAGUUCAGGCUUGAGUGCAGUAAAGAUGUAUCCCGUAAAGAGAAAAGGAGUGAAUGCAAUUUCAGGCUAUGAAUAGUUGGUUACAGUCCACAGGCUGGAACACAAGUAUUUAAUCUGUGGAGAUCUGGGCCCAAAUGUUACUUAGGUUAUAGGCAAAAGUGAUUUGGCUGGUCUCUAGUGAAUAUGUGUCUUUCUCCUGCUUCUUCUUCUUCUUCUUCUUCUUCUUCUUCUUCUUCUUCUUCUUCUUCUUCUUCUUCUUCUUCUUCUUCUUCUUCUUCUUCUUCUUCUUCUUCUUCCAGCUUCCAAAGCAACUCAGGUAAUAAAUACUGGACAACAGGAAUUUCACUUCCUUUCUAUCUCUAUUCAUUAUAUCUAACACAAAGGGUCACUUAGUGGCCUGUUUAGAUCCCUGAUAUACUUAUGAUAUACAGGUCGUUUGCACAUACAUUCAAAGGAGGAUGCCGUGUACUGCUGUGUAUGGCAACGCAACUACAUUAUAUACACACAGAGAACUAAACUUGAUUGUGUUUGUGUAUCAGAGCUGUCAAGCACAUAGAGUCGGAGCUUCCUGUUUGUCUGUCGUGGUCACUGAACUGAGUGACCACUGGUUGGAAACUUCUUUCAGUCUAAAUUGAAGGAAGAUACAAGGUCUCUAGUGCCCUUGAGCUGUAAAGCUCAGAGGCUCACCACAGUGGCAACAGUGAUACAAAGUACAGUGGCCCCUGAAGAGAGAGAAGUCUAACAGCAUUUACUGUAGUAUUAAUCAAGCUAGUGUAAUGUUUUAAAUUUAAAAACUGUCAACAGAAGAGACCGCGUUUCAACUUUUGCCAAAGAAAUUUUAUUUUCAUUAGUUUUACUCAUGACAGAUUGUUGGGUAGUAGAGCUUGACUUAACAGACUCUUAUUUCUUCAAAGCAUCUCAUUCAUUGUGUUGGUACAUUUUAACCAGGUUGGCUAUGUUCUUGUUAGUACCCUGUCACUUGGAAGCAUGCUCUACAACAUUUGGUAUGUGUGGCAUUGAUCGCUGAGCAGGGACUGCUGGCAAGGGAAUCAGGACUACGUGUUCAUGGUUUCAGGAGUGCUGAAGUGGAUUGCUUAGGAAUGACAUGUUGGGAAGCCUUCUUCCUCUAUGCUUGACUUCAGUCAGUGCCCUUCCAGAGCUGUAUAUUGCAACAUGUAGCCACAGAAGAAAAAGUGUUAGCCCUCCUUCCUGAUGGCUCCAGUAGCCUAUUAUUUGCUUAUUGUCUUAGCAAAAUGGGACAGCAUAAGACUGCUAACUCAAGCUCCACUCUCUUUUUCUUCACGCUUACCUUUCCGUUUAUUUCAUCCCAAAUUGCUUUUCUGACCAGAGGUCUGCUGUUAAAGACAGUUACAGCUCAUUCUUCAUGCUCUCAGUUGCUUUUGACUUCAUAGUAACAUUGAGUAGCAAGGUUUGCCACUUAGCUUUUGCAGUUGGGUCAUCCUUUUUUAAACCAAGAUGUAAAACAAACUCAGAAGUCCCUCAGACAAUCUCACUUUUGUGAAGCAGCCAGAAUCCACGUUUCCUUUCAUAGCCAGAAGGCUGAACUAAUACAAGGAGGAGCCUCUUGUCAAAAUGACCCUUGUUUAGCUCCAUCAGCUGCUGCUGUGUGGUGACUGGAAAUACAGAGGAAUCUUCUUGUCUGUGCAUCUAGCACAGCUCCAUUUGGAGGAAACGUUAUUCUCUUUUCUUGUUUUCUUUUUCUGCCACUCUGGAACCUCAGCUUCAUGUAACUGCCUGAGCCUGCUCUUGAGGCACAUCCGCUGGUUCUGGUUUUUAGCAGUGUAACAGGGCUAUCGUCCUCAGCCCCUCAUACUGAUAGCCUCUGUGAGGUGGGCUUCAGUUCUCUUCCUCAUAGUGAGUUUUAAAAUUAUCUCCCCUUGACCCAAACAAGGUAAUAUCAUGCUAAUACAACCUGCAUGCCAUGCUUUCUGUUUAAUAUUAACCUGAAAAUGCGAUUGAAAUUUCAAUUGCAAGGUUAAAAAAUAAUGCUUGCACUCCGGGGGUCAAAGAUGCAAGAAGUGAAACAGAAUUGCUCCACUUCCUCCAGAGCCUUGAAAGAAAACACAUGUUCAGUAAUCAUAUUCCAGAAGAAAACAAGUCUGAGAGACUGCUUUUCCUCUGCAUUUCCUGCCUUCGGAUUCAAUAAACUCCCUGUGAGCACUUGCCUCAAUUAGUGUGUCCCAAUACAGUUAGUUCAGGGAACCCAGCAUGAAGACAGAGACUUUUGCCUGCAGAGUGGAGGCAAGACAGGGCUCGUGCAGUGAUGUGGAGUUAGCAGAGACACAUGAACCAGCGAGUCUGGAACUCACAUCAGAACCUGAAUUAAAUAGGAAGCACCAAUUUAAAAUGCUACUUGCAGAUCUCCUGUACCUUCACCUGCUCUAAUCCAGCCUGCAGCCAGUCCAUAUACUGAAAUCAGCCUCUUGAUUUCUGUGUCACAGCUCAGUUGUUUUCUUCUAAUAUUGAUAAUUUCAAUGAAGUGGUGCAAAAUAUUUUUGGAUCACUGUUAUUUGCAUUCUUUAUUUUUGUUGCAGUAGUGAAUAACCUACUUCUUUAUGCAAAAGCAGGAUACUUCAGUAUUUAAUCCUACUCUAAUCCUCCUCUUAAUUCUAAAAUUAUACAGAACUUCUUCCACAUUCAGGACCUUUCUUUGAUGCACUGACUUAGCAUGUCAGGAACAGGAAAAGGCGGAAUGGAGCAGACUGACUUUUCUUGUUUGACCAUGGGUCUAAUUAUCUCCAAAGAUGCUGGCCUGUAAUAUGUAGCAUGCUUUACAGGCCAUGGAGGACAUCCUCUCUGACUAAAAAUGAAUAAAAUGAUAGCAGUAAUUAUUGGCAGUCUCUUCCCAGGACACACACUCAAAUUAGAAAAAAAGUAGGAAAAAAUACAGGUGUAAUUGCUCUCUGGGACUGGAGUAUUAAUAGUCUCCUUUGCCUGAGAAAGGUCGAGAACACAUCACUUGCUCCUACCCACUGCACAGUCCAGCUACCACAGAGAGCAAAGAAGUUACUUAACCUCAAAGGUCUUUGGAUGAGGAUGACUUGACACAAAGUAAUAUUGUCCCUGCCCCACCAAGAUAUUCAUGGAUAUACAUUUUAAUGCCACGUAACUGAGAGGGUCUGGAAAUACCAGAGGUCUUGCCCAAUACACUGGCCUCGAGCACUUUCACCCGAGCUGCAGCCGGGCACCUCAGGCUGCAAGCGAGAGCACCACAUUGCUGGCAGGCUACUUUUCAUCGCUCUCUCCACAGCUAGCCACCUAGGCUCGUUUGUCUCGGAUACUAAGCAUCUACUUUUUUGCUCCCCCUCUUACUUUGUAAUUUUGGACUUGCCCGUCAGUUUUUUCCAAUAGUCCUGACCAGGCAAGCUGAAGCUACUUGCUACUAAUGAGCAGCAUUCAUAACUCAUUGCAAGCAUAAUACUCUGAGUCCAAUGUCUUAUAUGUUGUUCCAGUUUCACCUGUUGUCUACAGCUAAAGUUGUCACCUAGCUGUUCUGAGAACAUGAUGUGUUUCCUAAUGUGUGAUACAUGCCUUCUUCUCUUAAUGUCUGCCUUGUAAAUACAGGCCUGUUCCCUGCUCGCAAUGUGAUAGAAGUUAUUUGUGAACUUCAUGUAGACCUGUCUUGUGCAAUUAAAAGGUGGACUUUCAAAAGAAUAGUGUGGGGAAAAAAUUAUAAAAUGGAAUCAAAUUAAAUACAAGCCAUAAAUAGUAAGCUUUCAAGGCCUGGGAUUCAAUUAUUAUUAUUUUUGGCAGCCAUUUUCUUUAAAUCCUACCCUGCAGCUAUAUAAUACUGUAGAUUUUAAAGAAGAGAUCAUAUACAGUUGCCAGUGAAGAUCUGUGUAUAUAUAGACACACAUGUGGGUGUGGGUGAAUAUACAUAUUUUUUAUAUAUAUAUAUAUAUAUAUAUAUAUACACACACACCCCUAUGCCAGUAUACAUAGCACAGGUGGGUAUAAGACUUAUGAACCAUAUAUCUUAAAUAGAUCUCAUUGGUGAUGUCUCUAAUUGUUACUUUCUGCAUUAUGGUUUGAAUACAAAUAUCAUCCUGCUCAUUUCCUUUUACAAAAUUCUUUACUUAUUCACGCAAAAAAUUGGUGUGAUGCCAAGAUUCAUCUUAGCUGGCCAUUACCUUUGUAUCCUUGGAAGAGAACUCCUGGAAUGGUCUGAAAAAUAAGCUUGACUUAGCUGUACCUGUCCCCCAGCCACACUGUGCCAAACCGCAAAACAGCUCACCAUGUAGAGGCACUAGUCAGGUGCCAGUGACUAGGAGAAAAGCUUUGACACAGCACUCUCAGCCACUCGAAACCCUCUUAAGUUUUUUUCUCUUAUUCAGAAAAAAAAGUCCUUAAAGAUGUUCCACGUGGAUCUCAAUAUGUUAACUUAUGUGUAAUGUAUGAGAAAAAGUCUGUGUCUUCUUUCUGUAUUGUAUGUUUUUCGUUGUUCCUACAUACGUAGCUGCUGUCGUUCUAGUAAUGUGGUUAUACAAUUGUUUACUGCCGAUCUUAUCAGCAAUCUUUGACCAGCCUGAAACAGAGCCAUUGCCAGGGUGUCUUUCAAUUAAUGAUUAACAUCCGCAAAGAUCUACUACAGUAAUUAGUGCUGUAUAAAGUAAUUCCAGCUAUAAUGCAAGUAAAUCCAGGUUUAAAAUAGCAGCACAUGCACACACACACGCUCACACAUAGCAGUGAGGAUGGAGAGAGUUCUUUCAAAAGCUCUGGCAUUUAUUGCAUUUCUCCUUCCCUAUUUUCAGGACAUUCACUCUUUUCAGUGUGCUUCCUCCGGUGGGGGGCAUGCACACAUGCUACCCAACUAAGGAAUCAGUAGAAGAAAGGAUGUAUUCCUUUCAGAAGAAUUAACAAAGUAUAUUUACUAUGGGAAACCUAACUAAUUUGUACUAAGACUGAAACAGCAAUAAAAGAAACCCAAGCUGCUUACAAUUGUUUUUUGUGUUCCAUGAGUAGAUAAACCCAAUACCAGUCUAAACUAAACUUUUGGGAGGAGAGUAUAAAAGGCAGCAAUGUUCACACAAUAGUAUUUUGGGGAAGUACUGGGUCUUUUCAGAAGGAAAACACACACUCACUGAGUGAUAGGGUAGCAUGCAGUUUCUAAUAGUGAUCAUGAAUAGACAGCUUUAAGGAGAAAGUGACUGUUUGGAUUUCAAGUAAAAAGUGAUGAUAUUACCAUCCAUAUGGAAAUUUGUAAACAUAGAUUAAAAUCAAUAGUUUUAAAGGAGAGAGAGAAUAUUAAAAUUUGGAGAGAAAUCUUACGAAAAGCAAACAAAAUCCCCUUAUCCUUUUUGUAUAAACCUUACAGCUCUUCCUAUUUCUUCCUGCCACAGAUCCCUCCUAGUAUGGUGACUGAUUCCAUCAGCACUUUACUAGUGAAAUCAAAGGUUUUGCUUGCAUUUACAGCAAAAAUGAGAGCAGGUAUGAACCCAGUGCUGCAGGAAGGCUAACUUGUUUUUAAAGAGUAAAACACCAUGCUGCUAGCAACUGGGUUUAUUGUCUUCCCAGUGUUUUAGGCUUUGAUCCUGUAAGCUGUUACAUGAAAGUAGUGAUGUGUAUGGAAGCUGAUUCCUGUUUAAAUCCUGUUAAAUCAGUGGAUCUGCAGGAUCGGGAUCUUAGCUUUCUCAUACUAAAAAUGAAUAUUUUAUGUACUUGAUCGUGUAUACUGUCAAGUUGGAAUUUAUGAGGUGAGAGCAAUGUGUUCAUUUAGUCCUUUUUUUUCUCUUUUGCAUGAAUAAUUUUAGCCUGGCAUUUCCCUGUGAAGGCAACAUGUUUCCCAACCAGUAAUCGAGCUUGUAAUAGCAUCUCAUCUUGCAAGCUUAAUGAAUCAACUGAUAACUUUUUUAGCCAUUUUAUAAAAUAUGUUGUAUUACAAUUAAAAAAAUCCCCAGAAGUGCUGCAUUGCCCUCAGCUGCAUGACAUUGCAACCACUAAAUUGUAUCCUGUACUUGGCCUCAAAUGUAUGUAACAAUUAGGUGUAUCUAAGCAGAUUUUUUUAGGUUGGCAGUUUCCUUUGCUGCGUAAUAAGUAUGUGCAAAAAAUCAGGCAUCAAGCACUAGGUAUUGAAAGUAGAGCUCUUUGCCUCACUGUAAUUUAUCAGCAUUGUCAAGGUACUGAUUUUUUUAAAAGCUAGUUAGCAUCUUCUAACGCUAAGCAACAGAAGGAAAACAAGUUUUCUUUCCUAGUUUUUUGUGAGCUAUUUUCUCCUCCCAGUUUCUCCCACUAAACUUCCACUGAAAUUGCUAGCUGAUCUGAGCCAACUGGGAGCGGAAUUUGGCGAACUGUCUUUAGCAUCCAAAGGCACAGGUGUGUUAGCGUGCGUAUGUUGGCAAGGAAAAUCCUAGACAUUUUCUGUUUCUUAAUGUGAGAAAACAUGUACAUAUUGUGUAUACAGUAAUGAGAUAUUUUGAAGUCAAAUCCCCAUUUAUACAUACAUUCACUUUCAGAUAUUCUAAUCUGCAACAAGAUCUUGGCAAUGGUCCUGACCUUUCUGUUUUUUGAUUUGUUUGCUUCUUCUACUGCUGUGUGAUCUCCUGGUAAUGCGGGUUACAGUCAUCACUAUUGUAUAUAUGUGCUUGCAUGUGUGUGCAUUGAUAAAUUCUCCCUUUCGGAUUUCUGAAUUUUCCAUUUCAAGUCCAGCCGGUACAAUUGUGAACUCAUCUUUCUAGUAUGCUCCUCCAUGUCAGAUUGCCAGAUACCAAGAUGUUUGACCAAGUGUUUCAAUUAAGUCCCCUGAGGAAAGCUGUCUGUAUACUCGUGAAAGGGCAUGCUCUGUGUAGGAUGACUGUGUACAGUAUAAAUCUAUAAAAUGUGGAAGUGUUUAUAAAUUUAUCUGCCAAAUAUUUAUCAUCCAUGUAACAAAUGCAAAGUUAUUUAGUGUACAUCAGAUUAAUAAAGGGGCAUUUUUUGCUCCAUUAUAUUCAAAUAAAGAGUUGUUCUCUGCAAUGAAUACA